UGGCGCACAAUACUGAGCAAAGAGUGGACCAUUUGAGCGGUGGUGAGAAUUUUCUCAAAAGAAGUGAAUUGUGUGAGGAGGAGGAUGUGAUGGCAUCUGCUGGAGCGUAAGCGGGAUGGAAGGCAAACGCCCCGAAAAAGCGACGGAGAAAUUUUCGCAAAACGGGCAGGAUAUAUCGAAAUGUCAGUUGUCAGGAUGGGUGUUAUGUGUGUGAGAGUGUUGGUGGAAAAAUGUUCUAUUUAUCCAGUAUUUAUUCACAUAUACAUCAGCGAUCUGGGUUGAGAUUGUUGUCGAUGAGCAACGCAUCGAUGAUGAUUUCAAAACUACCUUUGAGCGUUUUGUAAAUUGUGCCAUUUCUUUGCUGGCGUCCUGAUGGCUUUUUUGCGCCACGAUAUAAAUUCGUCAUUUCGUUCACUUACACCGCCAACAGUGUGCUCAAUGUGCUUUGCAGACUUGAUCUGAGCAGUGACUGUGCAAUUUUUUUGUUUUAUUUAAACUUGUGACCACCUUGUGACCAUAUUGUGACUUUUUUUUUACCAAAAGCAAAAAAUUAAUUAAAAACCCAAUUUUUUGCUUUUGAAAAACAGUGAACAUGAUUCAAGGAUUUUGCCGCAAUCAUUACUACAUAUCUGAUCUGUGAAAAAGAGCCCACGAGGAAUGUACCCUUGCAGCCCACCAGCUACACCCACUGUUCUAAAGAGCCCCCGAAUGGAGUCAGCUGCGGCAUGCGAACUGAAGCCCUCCCAGAGAUCCCCAGGAUGCUCCCUCAAAUUCUCCAUUGCAAAAAUCAUGGAACCAGACAAGGGUACAACGCGAAAGCCCUCACCACCCCUCACUGUGGACUCGGCUGAGGGCAGUGAUACAGAAAGCAAUGGCCCAACCUAUGACUCGGCCUUUAAGAAGUACGUCCCAGUUCAUCAGCUUGUGAGUUCGCGACAUCAGGAGCUGCUUAAUCAGUACCCUCUGCUCUACUACCCAAACCAAUUGAUGUGCGCCGCAGCUGCUGCCCAGUAUGCAGCUCUAACUCAGCAUUCUGGGCUGUUGUCGAAUUCCGAAGGAGGUUUUCAUGGCCUAACAUCCUUGACCGGUACAACGGUUAAUCCCUUUGUAUCCACUAGUCACUCAUUUAAACGUUCCCAUCCGCCUACGACUACAGAAAAGUCCCAUCAUGCUUCGGGUCCUCUUGCUAAGCACGGGUCUAACCUGGCUAGGGAGAAAGAUACUGGGAUAACAUGCAGUGGAGGGGGAGCAGAUGCUGGAGCGGGGAAACAGAAAACGUUCUCAUGUCAGGAAUGUGGGAAGGUCUUCAAUGCCAUGUACAACUUGACGAGGCAUAUGCCUGUUCACACAGGAGCAAGGCCAUUCGUCUGCAAGAUCUGCGGAAAAGGAUUUCGGCAGGCAUCGACACUCUGUCGUCAUAAAAUCAUUCACACAUCUGAGAAGCCCCAUAAAUGUCACACGUGCGGUAAGGCCUUCAAUCGCUCAUCCACCCUGAACACCCAUACCCGAAUCCAUGCAGGGUAUAAGCCUUUCGUGUGUGAAUUUUGUGGGAAGGGUUUCCAUCAGAAGGGCAACUAUAAAAAUCACAAAUUGACACACAGCGGCGAUAAAGCAUAUAAGUGCACCAUCUGCAAUAAAGCCUUCCAUCAGAUCUAUAACCUCACCUUCCACAUGCACACCCACAACGACAAGAAGCCAUUCACCUGUAAGAUAUGCUCUAAGGGCUUCUGCCGCAAUUUUGACCUCAAGAAGCACAUGCGAAAGCUCCAUGAACCUGGCUCUGAGCAGCGUCUUGAACGCUCUGAGAGACAAUCUAGUGAAGGUAGUUCGGGUCCACCAACUAGUUGGUCCCUGCCUCCAACAUCAGGUACCAAUCUACACCAUCAGUCGCCUCUAAACUACCCCACUAGCUCCUUUAUGCUCUCAGCGGGCGCUCCAAGCCUCGAUGCUCCCUUCAUAGCCAAGGUCUUUUGACAUAAGUACUACAACUUGCACCAGCAAGGAAGCCUCAAGAACUGCCUGGGCAAUUGAUAGGGACGCAACCAUGCAAAGUGAAUUGUGCAAUAAACCAUCCGGGACAUGCUUCCACCGUGGAAUCUCUAGGUAAUUGACUAUCUGUGUAGAAAGGACGAAGACGAACCUUAGACAUUGUGCUACAAUUGAUUGUAUAUAAUACUGUAGAUAUUGUAUUUCUUGAGAAGUUUUAGAAUGAUCCAGGAAGGGGAGAGUGAACAUUAAAUUUUUAUGAAUUUCUAUUGA
Messenger RNA from Phlebotomus papatasi, 2259 nucleotides. RefSeq names its product fez family zinc finger protein erm. The record is from RefSeq and is a predicted model, not a curated record. Gene Ontology annotation, cellular component: nucleus. NCBI's taxonomy places the organism in Eukaryota, Metazoa, Arthropoda, Insecta, Diptera, Psychodidae. The transcript has 3 exons. Bases 658 to 1974 code for a protein of 438 amino acids.